GAAAUCGCUAACUAUCAGUGUAACUUCAUUCGGCAUUGACGCGGCACGAUGUACGGCAUUUUACUAAUAUUAGCAUUAGUUAUAAUUAUCGCACUCGUCGUCGGUAUACACCAAAAGAACACGAACGCAGUAUGUCUCUCCAGAAGAAGGUUAGAAGGAAAAACUAUAAUAGUCACAGGUGGAACUGCAGGCAUGGGCCUUGAGAUGGCAGUAGAUUUCGCCAACCGCGGGGCCAAGGUCAUCAUAGCCUGCCCUUUUGAAGACGAGGGCAAAAACGCAAGGAACCUCAUCAUACAACAAACAGAAAAUCAGAAUAUUGUGUUCAAAUUAUUGAACCUUGCAUCCUUAAAGUCUGUGCGACAGUUCGCCGCAGAUAUCCUGAGAUCCGAAGACCGUUUGGACGUUUUAAUAAACAACGCUGGAGUGGGAGCACCCAGAGAUAAGUUGACUCAAGAUGGACUGAACUUCAUCAUGCAAGUCAAUUACUACGGGGCCUUUUUAUUGACACUUUUACUUCUACCCCUGCUCAUAAAGACGGGGAAGCCUGGUGAACGGAGCAGGAUACUAUUGACUACAUCAGUGCUUCAUAGAAUUGGACAAAUGGACUUUGAAAAUAUGAACAAGACUGACUACUGGUACAAGAUACAGAUCUAUGGCAACAGCAAGCUGUGCCUCAUACCUUUCGCUUCUGAAUUAUCGAAAAGAUUAGAAGGCACCAAUGUUGUUGUGAAUAAUGUUGAUCCUGGAGCAGUCGGCACGAGAAUAUUUGACUCUGGGAGCAAAGUGUUAGGAUUUUUCCUGAGAAAUAUUAUAAUCAAUUUAUUCAAGACUCCAUGGCAAGGAGCUCAGACGGCGUUGUAUGCUGCUCUGGAUAAAAAAGCUGGUGAAGUGAGUGGAGCGUACUUCCGUAACUGCGGCCUAGCUAGAGCUGUGAACAGGGCGUAUUGUGAAAAAACUGCUAAAAUUCUAUGGGAAGAAUCCGUGAGAUUAGUGCAAUUGACAAAUGAAGAAGUGGAACAGUGUUUUAAGUCGCUAUAAAUCUGAGUUUAUGUACAGUAUUAUUACAUGUGAGUGAAUCCAAACGUGAAAUUAUUGGCAGACAGAUCACCUGAUGGUAAGCAAUCAGCGCCGUGCAUGGACGCACACAUCAGACAUUAUUAUAAAACGUGCGUUGCUAUUUUUUUAUGGGAGAUUUGGGCCUCCGGCUGUUACUACCUUAUUUAGAGACAUUUGCGACUAAACUUGAGCCCGACAUCGACCUUGCUUAAGGCUCGACGAACGAUACAGUGACAAAUAAUUAAGUUAAUUUAAGUGAGUACUUACAAAGCUAAAAGUUUUGUGAUAAUUGAGAAAGUAUUUUUAGAUUCUAGAAUGGAAUAAAUGACUAAGAGUAAA
This is a messenger RNA of Spodoptera frugiperda (fall armyworm), 1395 nucleotides long. Its product is annotated as retinol dehydrogenase 11. Bases 49 to 1038 code for a protein of 329 amino acids. NCBI's taxonomy places the organism in Eukaryota, Metazoa, Arthropoda, Insecta, Lepidoptera, Noctuidae. The transcript has a single exon. The record is from RefSeq and is a predicted model, not a curated record.